AUGUUAAACAGCCUUGGUAUUCUCUUUAUGUGCUUUCUUUAUCCAAUGCAAGAUGCCGGUCAGGCAUUUAAAAUUGACGUUGAGACCAUUUUGGCAAGCUGUUUUACCUUCAUAGACUUUGAUAAACUUUUCUUGGGAUCCUCGUUUGGAGAUUCCAUCUGCAUUCGAUUGUCGGAAGAGCCGAUUAUGCAGCCAAGAAUCCCAUCCAUAUUGGAUUCACCUGCCCAUGAUUGCUCUUCGUCUGUUGAUAGGCUAUUUUUUAAGGAGAUUUCUAAAAUUACAAACACAGGACCGAUACUUGAUUUUACGCUAUCAGACAUGGAUACAAAGAGCUCUUGCACAAGUAGCAGCAAACAAAUAAUUGCAUGCUGCGGGGCAUUUACCGAAUCGCGUUUAAAGCUAAUUCGAAGCGAUCUUUCGACCCAAGUAUCAUUGGGGGCACUUUUUAAUGACUGGACUUCGGUUUUGUUUGAAAAAAUAUGGCAAUUUCCGCAGCAUUCCCUGUGCGUCUUGUCGACCCAUUUUCAAACGGUAUUUUUGAACCAAACCGGGGACUCAUUUAAAGACAUUUCACGCUCUUUUUCUGACGUGAACUCGCCCUCAUUGCUAGUUUCUCCUCUAAAUAACAACAGAGAUAUUUAUAUCAGAGUCACCCCCACGCGUGUAAUAAUUUUUAAAGUGGGUAUGAACACGGAAGGUGUCGAUAAUACAGGGGACAUACAUAUUGAUGAUCUCGCCUCUUCUUCUGCGUUUCUUUCGUACAAUCCUCUUAUUGAGGUGUCUUUUUGCUCGCUGCUGUAUGAUGUUUUGGUUUGUGUUUUUAUCGACUCGUGUAAAGGCCAAUCGAUCUUUUGUUUUUACAAAAUCUCCCCAGAUUACUCCCUUAUAAAUAUACAGGAAAUUCCCGUUUCUGGGCAAGUGUUUGCCUUUUCGGUUCUUGCUACCAAGAAUCUAAUGUCUUUAUCUCCUCACAGUGGAAUUUUGGUGUAUUCAACUUGGGAAUUUCCGAGCGAUUUUGUUGUUGCGGCCAUCAAAGAGGAGCAAUCAACAAAGCUGAUUGAGAUUUGCAGAUACACAUUAUCUGAUCAGGGCAAUAAUGUCAUUCAACGCUCCGGUUGUUCUGGUCAAAAUGGGGCGUAUGAAAUGCCUUUGCUCAUUUCCUCUCUCCAAUUGGCUUCUUUUGUUAAUGCAUCAUCGGAUACUCCAUAUGCUAUUUUUCUGAACAUUGGAACAGGGGAUGGUCAACUAUUCGUAUUUUCGGUCUCGCUGGCCCUUUCCUCAGAUGUGCAGGAAAUCUCCAUAUUAUUUGAAAAGAAAAUUGGAUUGGGAAACAAACCGGUUCAAUUUUCUUCAGUGACCACUGGAAACAUGCCCACAACCUUUUUGUUUGCAUGGGGCGACUUUUCGGUAAUUCUGUUUUGUUCUUCUUCGAUUUUACGGCAUGUGUUUCUUUCUAGCGUGUCGAGCCCCGGUACCGUUGAAUUUAAUACGAUUUCCUUGUUUUCUAACACCAACGUUGACGUUUUCUGUCGCCCAUCAAUGAUGGCCAUUUCCAAAGUCGGGCUUCAAAGCGAUCACGUUCUUUUGAUGUUUAGUUUUGAUGAAAUUGUUACUCAACACAUGCAAAUAAAAUCGUUUCCCUUGAUAUCGAGUAAGAGCUGGGAAAUGCCUAUCCGAAUUUGCUACUGUGAGCUUUCCAACAUUUAUGCGGUUAUCACGUUAUCCUUUGAAGGCCGGUGUUUAAGCAAUUCGAAAAACGGCCACUCAUAUUUGAGGCUAUUCGAUGCAAGCUCCAUGAGGGUACUUAAUUCCUAUCCUUUUCUGGAUGGUGUUCAAGCUACUUGUCUCGAUGUCGUCGAUUCCUUUCUUAUCGUCGGAUGCUCCAUAUCUCCUAAAGAUGGGCUGCUUCCGCAAAAUGGCGAAGAUGCAUCCUCUUUUUUCGAGGGAUCUAUAUUUGUAUUUAAUGUGCAUGCUCAAAUGGCAUCUUGUUCGCUUUCCCCUAUAUUUGAGCAUAAAAUCCCAAACAAUUCCAAAGGGGAUGGCGGUCCGCUGUAUUCGCUGGCCCACUAUAAAAAAUUCAUCUUUGCUGGCGUUCAAGCACAAAUCUUGGCAUUCAGAUUUGACAACUGCACCAUGCCGCAACGAUUGGUCCCGGCAGGCCAAAAGUACGCCCAAAUUCUGCCCAUGUAUCUGACGGUGAGCGAUAAUGAAUUGAUUGUCGGCGAUGUGAUGAAGUCGAUUUCAAUCUCACGAAUCGCCGUUUGUAGUGAAGAAAAAUCCAAAUACGAAGGGGAGUUUUUGAUGUUCGAAGAGCUCGGUAAGGAAUACGCUACACRGUGGAUGACAUCGCAAGCCGUAUUUUCGUGUUGUGAUUCAAAAACGUAUGUCGGAUGUGAUGGAGAGGGUGUGCUUUUCUUUCUUGAAAGACCUGCAAAUGCAUCUAACAUUGUGGAUGAAAAGGCUCUUAAAAAAGUCGCCUCGUUCUACAUCGGCGAUACGGUCAACCAAUUUCGACGAGGAAGCAUAUCCUUGCAAUCUAGCCUUGAUAAGGAAUCGGACUUUGGUUUGUUCAUAUUGAUUGACCGUUAG
Mitosporidium daphniae is the source of this 2589-nucleotide messenger RNA. RefSeq lists its product as uncharacterized. Bases 1 to 2589 code for a protein of 862 amino acids. Lineage: Eukaryota; Fungi; Microsporidia. The transcript has 2 exons. Gene Ontology annotation, molecular function: protein binding; nucleic acid binding. Gene Ontology annotation, cellular component: site of double-strand break; nucleus. The record is from RefSeq and is a predicted model, not a curated record. Gene Ontology annotation, biological process: proteasome-mediated ubiquitin-dependent protein catabolic process; DNA repair.